This is a messenger RNA of Lodderomyces parapsilosis, 1248 nucleotides long. It is a transcript of the gene OP4, whose product is annotated as Op4p. The transcript has a single exon. Lineage: Eukaryota; Fungi; Ascomycota; Pichiomycetes; Serinales; Debaryomycetaceae. The record is from RefSeq and is a predicted model, not a curated record. Bases 1 to 1248 code for a protein of 415 amino acids.
AUGAAAUUCUCACAAACUACUUUACUCGCUGUCUUGGCUUCAUCUGCUUUUGUUUCAGCCGCUCCAGCCAUUGUUUCUGAACAAACCAUGGUUAAAAGAGAAGAUGUCAACGAUGUUUUGGCCAUCUUGAAAGAAAUCAAAGAACACAAUGCCAAGAGAGAAUACUUGGAAGGUGAUGCAUUGAUUGAACAUGACAAAAGAGCUGACUCUGCUUUGGGCAAUUUGAUUACUGCCUUGAGCAACUCUGGUAUUAUUGGUCAAAUUUGGAACACUUUGACCACUAAUGAUGCUAUCAAGACUUCACUUUCGAACAUUGUUAAAGAUGCUAUUCAAACUGCUGUUGUUCAAGGUCCAGCUUUGAUUUCAGCUAUCUGGAACUCUGGUUUAUUGGGAAACAUUUUCAACACUUUCUUGAACGAUGCUGAUUUGAGAAACGCCUUCUUGGGAGUUGCUCAAUCCAUCUUUGGUACUGCCGUCAACUUGAUCACCUCAUGGUUGAGUGGAUCCUCAUCAUCAUCAGGCACCACCACUGCUGCAGCUUCCGCCUCAACUGGUGCUGCUGCCAAGAGAGAACUUUUGGAUCUCAAUGCUGAAUACAUUGACAAGAGAGACUUGUCAUCAAUCAUUCAAUUCAUUGUUCAAGAAAUCUCAGACUCAGGAAUUGUUUCCUCAUUGGUUAACAAGGCUUUGGCUGAUCCACAAGCCUCAAUCAGUUUCUUGACUUCAGCUUUCCAAAACGGUUUGGUCAUUGCUCAAGAUGUUUACGACUGGGCUAAACAAUCAGGAUUGUGGGACUCUGCUUUGUCUUACAUUUCAGCCAACGCUGGUACUUGGGCUAGUGCCAUUGCCUCCUUCUUGGGUAAUGCUUUGACCUCUGGUAAAGUCAGUGCUUCAGAAAUUGACAAUGCAAACUCUGGUAACUCAGCUAGAUCUACUGCUCCAGUUAGCACUGCUGCCGCUGCUGCUGCAAACUCCGCUAUUGCUGCCAACACUGCUGCUGCUGCCAACACUGCCGCUACUACUAGUGCUCCAGCUGCUAUUACAUCCAAUGCUGCCGCUGCUACUGGUGCUUCUGCUGCUGCCUCGGGUAACAAUGAUGCCUUAAACUCUUUGAUUGGUAAAUAUGGUGGUUCAUCUGCUACCGAUGCUGCUGCUGCUGUAGAUACCUCAGGAUUGUCAGGAAGCGUAAACCAAUUGGUAAGUGCUGCUGGCCAAGCUGCUUCAUCUUUAAAGAGAAGAAACUACUAA